AUGGUCUCUGGAUCUUUGCAUACUCGCUCGUUCGGCUACGUGGACCCAAAUUUUCCAAAUCCAGGAGGCGUCAACGACACCUCCAUCAUCAUCUAUGGCUACACCCCAUCCAUUGCACUAGCGGCCUUUGCCGCGGCAUGGUUUUUCGUGCAUCUGGUGCUCCACACAGCGCAAACAUGCAAGUUUCGAAGUUGGUGGUGGAUCACCUUCUCGGUUGGCAUGAUCUUCGAAAUUGUUGGCUACAUCGCGAGAAGUCUGUCGGCCAAGCAGGACCCGUAUAACCUCAACUACUUUGUAUUGAAUUACUUCUUUAUCGUGACGGCGCCCGUGUUCAUCGCGGCCGGUAUCUAUACCAUCCUGUCUGCGCUCAUCGCCAGACUGGGCUCCCAAUACACGUUCCUCCGCCCGACGUUCAUCUUGGCAUUCUUCAUUACCUCGGAUGUCAUUUCGACAAUUGUGCAAAUCGCCGGUGCGACACUGAUUGGCGUCAAGGAGUCGAACAGUGAAGACCCUACCACCGCCAACAACAUCCUCUUAGCCGGCCUGGCGUACCAGGUUUUCGCAAUGAGCGUCUUCGUCAUCCUUAUGCUAACCUUUGAGUUUCGCGCCCGUCGCGCUAUCAAGGAGCGCCGUCUGCAAGUCUUUUGUCUCUCGUUCACCGUCGCCACUCUCAUGGUAUACAUGCGUACUAUCUUCCGUCUCAUCGAGACGGCAGAGGGUCUCGGCGCGAACUUGUCGACGACUGAAGUCUAUUUUGCCUGUCUGGAAUUUGCCCCCAUUGCUCUGGUCGCGCUUCUUCUGUGUAUUUGGCACCCUGGCCGUUGCUUGGGGCCCAAGGUGCGCGAUUCUCGCGAGAGAUUCGCAAAGCGACAUGGGUCAGAUCCCGCGUCGGUACAAUACUAG
Molecule: messenger RNA, 903 nt
Organism: Penicillium diatomitis
Lineage: Eukaryota; Fungi; Ascomycota; Eurotiomycetes; Eurotiales; Aspergillaceae
Product: RTA1 domain-containing protein
Exons: 2
Coding region: 1-903 (300 amino acids)
Cellular component (GO): membrane
Source: RefSeq, a predicted model, not a curated record